UGCUUUGAUGAAGAAAUGCUGAGGAAGGAAUAGUGAAAGUGCAGAGAAAGGAUGAAAUUCUGCUUGAUAUGCUAAGAGAAUAGGACUAAGACCAAAUUGAGGGAGAGAGAGAGAGGUACAAACGAAGCGCUAAGAGAGAGCUACGAGACAUGUCAGCACCCGCACCGUACAAAAGAGAACUUCGUCCAGCUCAUUAUAUAAUGAAGAUAGAAUCAUUUUCCACAGUAUCAAAAUUGCACAAGUAUGAAUCCAGGGUUUUUGAAGCUGGGGGCUACAAAUGGAGUCUGUCACUUUACCCUAAUGGAGACAAGCACACUAAAGGGUCCGGAUACAUUUCCUUGUACUUGUCCAUCGAGGAGACAAGUAAUUUUCCUCCCGAUUGGAAGGUUCACGUUAACUACAAGCUUUUUGUGCAUGAUAAGAUACGAGAUGACUACUUGACCAUCCAAGAUGCUGAUGGGACAGUGAGGACCUUCAAUGACAAGAAGACCCAAUGGGGGUUUUCUCAGUUUCUUUCCUUAGAAACAUUCCAAAAGGAUUCAAAUGGAUACCUUUUGCAUGGCUUUUGCGCAUUUGGGGCUGAGGUUUUUGUCCUCAAUUCUACUGGGAAAGAGGAGUCUCUUACCAUAAUCAAAGACCCGCCAAACCAGAGAUUCACUUGGAAGAUGAAAAACUUCUCCAAAUUGGACAAGGACCCUCGCUCUUAUGCCUUUUCCUUCGGGCAGAGCAAAUGGAAGUUAUCGGUGUAUACCAAAGGCAAUGUCCCCACGGAACGGAAGUCGCUGUCCAUGAAAUUACAAGUGCAAGACCUCCCUCCGAAGAGGAAAGUGUACGCAGAAUUCUAUCUGCGUGUUCGGAACCAAUUUAAUGGUAACCAUAAGGAGGAAAAAGCUAGUCACUGGCUAAGCGCCUCAUCUCCAAAGGUUUACGAUGACUUUAUGCCCAUGGAGGAUCUCCAAAAACGGGACAACGUGUUUGUUAAAAACGAUGUUCUGAUCGUUGAAGUCCAAUUCCUUGUCAUUUCCGCUGUCAAAGCUUAGGGACUCUGAUGACUUACUAUCGAAUCAGAAUUAAAUAGUAUGUAGCCAUCAAAUUGGCAUUGACAUUGGUGCCUCGACAUAUUGAUUCCUCCUAAUUUGGUAUCUUAUUUGAUCACUUG
Syzygium oleosum is the source of this 1159-nucleotide messenger RNA. RefSeq lists its product as uncharacterized. The coding region runs from base 150 to 1040 and encodes 296 amino acids. Lineage: Eukaryota; Viridiplantae; Streptophyta; Magnoliopsida; Myrtales; Myrtaceae. The transcript has 6 exons. Gene Ontology annotation, molecular function: protein binding. The record is from RefSeq and is a predicted model, not a curated record.